CCCUACUUCAUCACCCUGGGCACUGAGCUGGCCCAGCAGCAGCAGCAGAAGCAGCAGCCCGGGAGCAGCAGCAACAAUGGGGGCCAGCAGCAAGCCAUGUCCCUGGCCAUCCUCAGAGUCAUCCGCCUGGUCAGAGUCUUCAGGAUCUUCAAGUUGUCCAGGCACUCCAAGGGGCUGCAGAUCUUGGGGAAGACUCUCCAGGCCAGCAUGAGGGAGCUGGGCCUCCUCAUCUUCUUCCUCUUCAUUGGGGUGAUCCUCUUCUCCAGUGCUGUCUACUUUGCAGAGACUGAUGACCCCGACUCCCUGUUCACCAGCAUCCCUGAUGCUUUUUGGUGGGCGGUGGUGUCCAUGACCACCGUGGGCUAUGGGGACAUGUAUCCCAUGACAAUUGGUGGCAAGAUUGUGGGCUCCUUGUGUGCCAUCGCGGGUGUGCUCACCAUUGCCCUCCCGGUCCCUGUCAUCGUGUCCAACUUCAACUACUUCUACCACCGAGAGACUGAUCACGAAGAGCAGUGCCAGUACACCCAUGUCACCUGUGGCCAGCAGCAGUCACCCUUCUCUGAGCCCAAGAAGGGGGACAGUAAUCAGUCUCUCAGCAAAUCUGAAUUCCUGGAAGCAGAAGACCUGGAGUCCAUGAAAUAUUCCAACUUCAUUCCUCCCAACAACCAGGGUUAUAAAGAGAAGAAAAUGCUGACAGAGGUGUGAUCGGUUUUGUUACCCUGGGUCCAGAAAUGGAGCUGCAAGCUGCUGCACAGCCGUCUUCCUACUAGCAGCUGGAUCUAUUCAGCAUUUACAUGCCAGACUGUGAAUUGUGAUACCGUAAACAGAAUGAUUGUGAUAAUGGGCUCUUCUGUCCCGAUUUGCUGUUUCUCAUUACCGUGUGCAGCCAGAAAUGUUCUUGCUUUGUUCCGUGGAGCGCUAGCUGUCAUCCCCGCCUCCCUCGUGAAUUUCUUUGAAGACUGCUUUCAUCCAACAUUUGCUCUGAAACCGAGCCUUUCUACUCCACUAGCAGAGAAGCCCUUGCCACUACUUCAGCUGAAGGAUUCAGCGGGGAGUAAACAGUUAAAGGGCUACAAACAUCUGGCUCUAGCCGUGCCCUUAGCUCCUGUGCCAGCGCAGUGCCCUUGGCUGUGGACUCAGUCACGCCUGCCAUGCCAUCGCCUUUGAAUAAUGGAAACGCUGCAGCCAGCAUCACAGGGAGUUCUGCAGCUGUAGGGGACAGUCAGCAAGCAGAUGCCUGCCUUCUUUGCAACCCUUGGCAUGCUAAAGAUCCUCUUGGUUUGUGUUUCAAACAA
This is a messenger RNA of Cariama cristata (Red-legged seriema), 1295 nucleotides long. Its product is annotated as potassium voltage-gated channel subfamily A member 6-like. Lineage: Eukaryota; Metazoa; Chordata; Aves; Cariamiformes; Cariamidae. The transcript has a single exon. Gene Ontology annotation, biological process: potassium ion transmembrane transport. The record is from RefSeq and is a predicted model, not a curated record. The annotation marks the transcript as partial. Gene Ontology annotation, cellular component: membrane; voltage-gated potassium channel complex. Gene Ontology annotation, molecular function: delayed rectifier potassium channel activity.